AUGUGGCUUCGAUAUUCAUUACUUUUGUUAUUGGCGCUCGUCUCGAGUGUCCAAGCACAAAACUUUAAUCCGGACACAGAUGAUUUCGAUUUAUAUGGUGCUAAAGUAGCAGCAAAUGAAGUACUCAUUGUUGAAGUACAAAAUACAUAUAAUGAGUUUUGGAUUCAAUUUGCGCCGUAUUACAACAAUGCGACCCAAUUCGAACAAUCAUGUGUGGUUGAAUUCGAUGCAUCACAAUAUGUUUACACAGUGACCGUUGGACGAAAUCAAACAGCGGCGCAAUUUUUCUUCAUUGGCGAAACGACGGACAUCGAUCAGAACGAUCCGGUUGAAAAUCGAACAUUUGUCGGUACAUUCACCUAUCACGGUUCAAUUCCAGAUAUUGAUUGUAGGGCUAGUGAAUACGAGUAUAAUAUACAAUAUAUUCCGACGGCGUAUCCCCAUCAAGACUAUCUCACAUUGACAGCAGAUGUCACCGGUUCAACAGCAUUCUGUUUCUCGAAUUUGUUCUCGUGUACUUUCAAUACAUCACCGAACAGUCUCAACGUUUGGCCGGGUAACAUUUCCUGGCCAAAUACGACGUUCAUGCCGCAUGCCGUUGACUAUCAUCAAAGCUACGGAGUUAUCGUCGGUUUCGUUGAUAACGGCCGAAACUCCCGCGUCAAAUUCAAACCAAUUGUGUAUUUGUUCGCUGUCAAUAUCAGUGCAGCGCCGAGUGUGAGUGCUGUUUGGCAAUAUUCUGUCAAUGGCACGUGGCAAAGUGGACAAACAAAUGUGGGAGCCGACGUAUUUGCCGCGAAAUAUUCGAUGAGUGUGAAGCUCAACGAUGCCCGUCAGGUAUUGGUCGGCAUUCAAUCAAUGAACACUGUUUUCUUGUUCUCUGUAUCGAGCUCGUUGACAACACUCACACAAAUUGCUUCUCAAGAUACCGGCAAAUCAUGGGGUUUCGGCAAAGAGGUUGCUUGGCUUGAUUAUAGUGGUAGUUCAGUGGCCAUUCUGGCGAACGUCUAUUCAUUCUCGUACACGUGGUCAUCAUCACGCAUCUUUGUCUACGACUCGUUCACCAACGCAUCGUCCCCAGUUGCUAUAUUUCCUAAUAGUCAACAAGCAUUAUCCGAAAACAUGUCACCCACGCUGUUGAACGUUGUAUCAACGCCUGUCAAUCUUGCCUUUGUCGACGUUUACGGAAACAUUUUUGUGAUUCUAUCAUCACCCGCUGGCACGUAUCCGUCGACAACGGGCUCUGAUGAACAAAGUAAUCCGGCAUUUUCAACGGCAACACCAUGCAUCGUCGGCACGUAUAAGAAUGUGUCGAAUAUUCAUCCGUGUUCACUAUGUCCAACAGCCACGAAAAAUCCGGGGAAUUCGAGUACGUCGUGUAGUUCGUGUGCCGCAAACACAUUUUGUCCUCUCGGUUCAUCGAGUGAUAUCGAUCUGAGUUCGUUGAAUGCCGUUAUUCAAGCACUGGCUUAUCCAGAAUCACCCGAACUGACGGGAUUUGAUGAUAUUUUGUUAGUAAAUGUAUUUGGGAUCGGCACAACUGCACAUUGCGUUGUCGUUUCGCCGCUGUUCUGGGCGAUUAUUGUUGCUAUUUUGGCUCUUAUCGUCAUGAUUACUAUUGCGUUAUUGAAAUACAGAAUCAAACAUGCAGAAAGCGAACGUGCACGAGAAACAAUAAUAAUGAUAUUGAAACAAGCAGACUUGAUUGGCGAGGGUGAAUUAUGGAUUGGUGGUCUCGUUUCAUUCUCGGUCAUCGUUCUGCUCAGCUUUUCCUAU
Messenger RNA from Didymodactylos carnosus, 1776 nucleotides. NCBI's taxonomy places the organism in Eukaryota, Metazoa, Rotifera, Eurotatoria, Philodinida, Philodinidae. The record is from the annotation of a GenBank genome assembly.